UAAAAUUGAACCUGUAAUACAAUUCUACACCACUUAUUUCAACGCCAUAUCACAAAUUUUCGCCACCUAAUCGUAGAUUAAUAAUUUAUGAAUCAAACUAUGAAAAAUAAAAACCCCAAGAAAUCAGAACAGCAAAUUAAUUGUGAACCAUUUCUUACACUCUAUACCUAAUUCUCCAACAAACAAACAAAUUAAUUAAAUGAGUAAUUUAAAAAUCAUAUCUCUACCGACAUACACAAACGAUCUUCCACCCCUAACUUGUUAUAUAUACAAGUAAUAUCAAGAUAGUAAUUAAUCAAACAUUCAAACCUAAAUAGAAUAUAGAUUUGAAAACUAUGGCGAAAUUGGCUGCAUUUUUUGUGCUUUUUUUCUUGGCUACGGCAGCUUCAUCAGAGGCUGCGAUUUCAUGCAGCGACGUAAUUAAGGACCUGAGACCUUGCGUGAGCUAUCUAAUGAACGGGUCCGGGAAGCCACCGGCUCCAUGCUGUUCCGGCGUCUCAACUCUGGCGUCGGCGGCUUCGAGCUCGGCUGAUAAGAAGGCUGCUUGCGAAUGCAUUAAAAAUGCAGCUAAGAACAUCAAACUGAAAACAGACUUAGCUCAGUCUCUUCCCAAGGACUGCGGCAUCAGCUUGCCCUUCGCUGUUUCUCCCAACACUGACUGUACCAAGAUUGGGUGAAUGUUGAAGUUGAUGGGUUCUAUGAAGCGUACUGCUAUAUUUGGUUGUAUACGGAUUCGAGAUCGUACGUUGUUCUAUUCGACUUUUGUAGUAGGAAUGUUAUUUAAUAUUUUAUAUUUUGAAUAAGCCCCAAUUUACUGGUGUAUUCCUGGGAUUGCUUCGGCCCUUGUUGUACUAUCAUGCUUUUAAGCAUGUUUUUAUGUCAUGCACUUUGUGCUUGAACUUUAUAUAAUUAGAUUUGGCUUUUAUUUGAAA
Messenger RNA from Cannabis sativa, 932 nucleotides. Its product is annotated as non-specific lipid-transfer protein 8. Gene Ontology annotation, biological process: lipid transport. Gene Ontology annotation, cellular component: membrane. The transcript has 2 exons. NCBI's taxonomy places the organism in Eukaryota, Viridiplantae, Streptophyta, Magnoliopsida, Rosales, Cannabaceae. The record is from RefSeq and is a predicted model, not a curated record. Gene Ontology annotation, molecular function: lipid binding. The coding region runs from base 336 to 677 and encodes 113 amino acids.